Molecule: messenger RNA, 1017 nt
Organism: Thamnophis sirtalis
Lineage: Eukaryota; Metazoa; Chordata; Lepidosauria; Squamata; Natricidae
Source: RefSeq, a predicted model, not a curated record
UGUGAAAGGAGCCUGACUCCCUCCUCCCGACGAGAUACGUGUCAAUGCGGAGAGUGCAAAAUGUGUGCCGCGUUAGCAAAGACAGCUGUGAUUGGCUGCAAGUGAAGCUCCUGUUCCCCGCCCCAGCCAAGACUAUCUCAGCUAGCUUUCAUGGAAUACAGGAAUGCAGUACUCUAUGUGGACUCUGUACUUAGCAUGGAGACUUCCAAAAAGCCAGUUCUUUACACUUAUUUCAGAAGUUCCUGCUCCUGGAGAGUGCGAAUCGCUUUGGCUCUGAAGGGAAUUGCCUAUGAACAAGUAUCCAUAAAUCUUAUAAAGGAUGGAGGGCAGCAGGACACUGUUGGAAAUAUACGGCAUUUUGUGGGUUUUAUUCCUUUGACCCACAAGCUCUGCUGUCUAUUUCAGCUAGCCAUCAUAGAGUAUCUGGAGGACACCCGGCCACUCCCAAGGCUCCUUCCGCAGGAUCCAAAGAAGAGAGCUGAGGUUCGGAUGAUCUCAAAUCAUAUUGCUUCUGGAAUUCAACCACUGCAGGUAAGUAUCUUCUUGCCUUGGCUGCCUUCCUUUCUAACACUAUGGAUUUCAACUACCGCUUUGGAACAGAUCCUGAAAGAAACAGCUGGCUGCUACUGUGUUGGGGAUGAGGUGACCAUGGCAGACCUUUGCUUGGUCCCCCAAGUAUACAAUGCUGAGAGAUUUAAAGUGGAUUUGACUCCAUACCCAACAAUAAGCAGAAUCAACAAAGCUCUCCUAGAAUUAGAAGCAUUUCAAAGCAGCCAUCCUUCCCGGCAGCCAGAUACACCUCCAGAACUAAGAUCCUAAAGUUCUUCAACUGCUUGUUUUACUGUGGAGAAAUUAAUCCAAAAUUAAAUGAAAAUUUCCUUUCUUUUAAGAUUUUCUGGGGGAAACCUUGAGGGUUUCAUCUGGAAAAGUCUGACAAAUCUAAGGCUAAAGAAGAAGAAGAAAAGGCACUGUAAAUGUAGAGCUGGAGUAAAAUAAACUUUUGAUCAUGUGUGACAA